Messenger RNA from Bradysia coprophila, 1672 nucleotides. RefSeq names its product serine/threonine-protein kinase ULK3-like. Gene Ontology annotation, cellular component: cytoplasm; phagophore assembly site membrane; autophagosome. Lineage: Eukaryota; Metazoa; Arthropoda; Insecta; Diptera; Sciaridae. Gene Ontology annotation, biological process: autophagosome assembly; autophagy of mitochondrion; regulation of autophagy. The record is from RefSeq and is a predicted model, not a curated record. Gene Ontology annotation, molecular function: protein serine/threonine kinase activity; ATP binding.
UAUGUCAAAAAUACAGAAAAUAAGAAAUGAUAUCCGAAGGGCUGUAGCAUAACAGCGAUUUGUUUGGUGUAUAACAUUUUAACUAUUCUUUUGUUUAAAAACAAAUUACGGCUCGGUGACAAAAUGUCAUCUCCCAAUAUAAAUGACUCACCAGCAAUCAAAGAUUACUCCGUCUUGGAGAUUAUUGGAACGGGUAGUUAUUCGAUUGUUUAUAGAGCUAGACAUAAACAGACCAAAGACCGCAUAGUGGCCAUCAAAACAGUGCAGCGAAAAACACUAUCAUCCAGUUCGAAAGAAAAUCUUUUGGUUGAAAUUCAACUACUCAAGCGCCUGAAUCACAAGUACAUUGUCAACAUGUUCGAUUUUGUGUAUGAUGAACAAAAUGUGUUUAUCAUUAUGGAAUACUGCGAGGGUGGCAAUCUAUCACUGUACAUAAGGAAACAUAAAACUCUGCCGGAGAAGACCUGCAAAUUCUUUCUCGGCCAACUCGCUGAAGCUGUCCAGUAUAUGCAUUCCCAAAACGUCAGUCAUUUUGAUCUGAAGCCACAAAAUUUACUACUGACAUAUUGUCCUAACUUGACGCUUAAAGUGGCGGAUUUUGGUUUCGCACAAUACUUGGACAUGGGCGAAUCGAAUAGUACGUUAAAAGGAUCCCCACUGUACAUGGCACCUGAAAUACUACUGGAUCGUUGCUACGACCAAUCGGCCGAUUUGUGGAGCAUAGGCGUCAUUUUGUAUGAAUGUUUGUUCGGCUCUGCACCGUACAGUUCAAAGUCAAUUGAAGAAUUAAUGGACAAGAUCCAGAAGAAGAAGAAAAUUGAAAUACCAAAAACGAAAACAAUUACAUCGACUUGCGAGGAUCUACUGGCCAGACUCCUAGUACACGAUCCAAAGCAACGAAUUAGUUUUACCAAUUUUUUCGAACACGAAUUUUUGAACCUGCGAUAUAAAGACAACGACGAGAAAUUAAAGAGAGCGGUUGACAUGUUUCGACAGGCAGUGGAGGAGGAUUCGAAACUUAAUUACUCAAUAGCAUUGCAAUGGUACAGCAAAGGUUUACAAGAAUUCUUACAAAUCAUAUUUAACGAACCGAAUUCGAAGCGAAAAGCUGCAUUGCGAGAGCGAGCUAAUGUGUACCUGCAACGAGCAGAAGAGAUUAAAGAUUACUGCAGUCAAAGUACGUCUGUUGAGCAAACGAAACCGGUCGCCGGAUCAACUCAGUCCUCAGAAACUGCUGGCCAAUCAGUGCAGCGGGACAGUGACAAUAAAAAGCCUCUAACUGCAUUCACAUACAUAAAAUUGCAUCAAAUGUGUACAUCAAGUCAGUCACUGUUAAGUGCCUUAGAAAUCGGCCGUCAAGGAGAAUUGUACGCGUUUGAGAAGAACUAUCGAUUAGCGCUCGAAAACCUGACCGGAUCACUGAGCAUAUUAAUUCCACUUAUUCAACAAGAGCCGCCCGGUACCCGACGGGAAAUGCUUCAUGCGAUGACCAACAAAUGGAUGCGAGAGGCGGAACAACUAAAGGCUCACAUUGAGAAAGAGGAGUCGGAAAAUGCUUCUGAAAUGCCAUCACAUCACGCCUGCUGUGUUCAAUAGAUGUUGUAAAUAUCCAGAAAUUCCUAUCUAUUAGCUGGAGACAGUUGUUAGAGCUUAAUAAAUUAUUACUUUUGAA